UUGAUCUAAGAGAUUACACGGGUCAACAUACCGCGUGAUACACCAAGGUGCGUCGCUUGUCGGACUUCACCCACGUGUAAGCUAAUUCUUAGCCUAGGACGUUUCCGGUGUCCGCCCACACUUUUCAGGCAUAUAUAUAUAGUAAACCAACUCAAAUCACCCUCUCUUUCGCAUUCGAGCUGAGCUAUCGAGUCUGGACUAUAUCACUUAUUCUUUCUCCUAGAGGAAUACCUGGUGCCUCCCUCAGGUGUCUGCCUAUUUAUCGGAUUACUUAUCUGCCUAUUUGCCUACUGGCCUAUCUAUGUGCUUAGUGCUAAUCAGCGCUGCACUUGCCUAGUUGCCAUCAAGAAUCACCUAUUGCCUAGUUAUUGGAUCAACGAUCUAUUUACCUGCAGUUGUGCUUAGUGCUAUUCAGCGCUGCAUUUGCCUGCGGAGAUCUACUCAACUCUACCACUUGGCGCUAUCGGCAUUGCCCGCCUAUUCGACAGCCCACCUGUCAAGCUAUUAGGUGCGACGUCCCUAUAGAUCAGCUCUGUGUGAGACGUCAUAGCUACGCCAACCCUCUGCAACUCACUGGACAUAUCCUGUCAACCACGCUGCCCACGGCAGAUCAGCUCUGCCCGCAGUAACCUUGUGCCCACGGUAUCCGGCCACCCGCCAUACUGUGCCCACUACAGAUACUAGAACUUGGGACUGAGACUCCACAAGAGCUAUAUCGCCGGCGUCCCUCUAUCCGCUAGAGCGCCACCUCCAGCUGCAGAACCUCAAGCCAGGACACAGCCAGCUGCGACAUCAACAGGAAAACCAGCUAAGUCGGAGGACAAAGUGACAUACUCUCUUAUUAUGUGUAAGAGUGAUGAUUAAACAUAGAAUAUACUAGAGAUAGAUGCAAACCCUCCCCCUUUUUAUUAUUAUAUGUAUAUUUAUGUAAAUAAAUAUCCUUUAUUUUAACUUUUGUAUCUAUCUUUCAUUGCUUUGUCUCGUUGCGUGUCUGCUCCCGAUUCAUAUGCUGAUAAGUGGGGGGUGUGAUAGCUUUAAAAAUAAUCAUCCCCUAGACAUAAAACGUGCCAAACACACGUCACAUUUCCCCACCUGUCACAUUUUGGCGAGCCCGUCCUGGAUUUAACCCAUUAGUACAGCAGGCACGAACAGGCAGCAAUAACUAAAUUCCAUAUCAAUAUUUUUUUUUCUCUAAAAAUAUUUAUAAGUAUCAUCACUUCGCAUUAUCAAGAGUGUCACUUCUGUCAUAUUUUUAUAUUAUCAUUACAACUGUAUUUAAUUUGUAAUAUUUCAUUGCAGGAAUUUUGUGAUUAACGUAGGCAGACACCACAUUCCCCUUUUUACUUUUUCUUACAUUCAGCGGCUCCUUUCUACAAUUUACCUCUCACUAUCUUCCACCUCAUCCUCUUCCUAAUCCAGCCUCUAUGACCAUGGACUUAGCGGAAUUAGCUUCCGAUUUCGAGGCUGAAGGAAUAUUAUUGGGAUUUGAAGGUCUCGAGUUAGAAGACUACGUACGAAGACAGAUUGAAAGGGCACAAAGAAUGGAAGAAUUGCACAAAGCCCAUGAACUAAAAAUGAAUGCGAUUAGGCAGGAAAUACUAGAAAUCAGACAGCGCUAUAGACCGCAGAAUUUGGAGCUGAACAGCACACCCGCAAGACAAGACCAGGAAGCAGAGGAGAGUGGAAUCAUGACUCAUGUCGAAACAGAGCACACCGCCCCAUCAGACACAGACGUUGCUAAUAAAGGUGAAACUACCACACCUGAUGCCCCUUCUCUCGACCAGUCCACCUUGUCUACCCAGCCCAACCCUCCAGCUCAGUCUAAUAGUUCUGCAAACUGCGACGCUCCAUUCCAGCCCCUGCCCUCAAGCAAAUCCCAACAUAGAAAGGCACCAGCCCAACAACCAGCCUUGCACAAAAACUGCCACUACCCAGCACGUAAGCCUCGUCAUGACCAGAACAACCAAGCCCACCGUGACUGCAACGACAGCAUGCGUAGCCACAAACCCAACCGCCAAAAGCAGCAGGCCUCACAGCGCAUUUCAGUAAUGACCGCGGUCCCCAAACCCUCUGUGUCUAAUCAGCAAACACGUACUGAUAGAACAGCGGGCGACCCAUACGUCAUAUCAAUACUGACUGUGGCCCCUGAACACACUGCUCUUGGUCCAACGAAAACGGGAGUCCUACCGGCACUUCCUCACCCUGUCUCAUCUUCCCCUGGGAUAGAGACCAUUCUGGUUAACGGGCGGUACGUCCGGUCCUUAUUUGACACAGGCUGUGCGAGUCCACGUAGAAUGCAAGUACGUGCAUGGCACCAUUGA
Molecule: messenger RNA, 2321 nt
Organism: Biomphalaria glabrata
Lineage: Eukaryota; Metazoa; Mollusca; Gastropoda; Planorbidae
Exons: 3
Coding region: 1425-2321 (298 amino acids)
Source: RefSeq, a predicted model, not a curated record